This is a messenger RNA of Neolamprologus brichardi, 2849 nucleotides long. The record is from RefSeq and is a predicted model, not a curated record. Lineage: Eukaryota; Metazoa; Chordata; Actinopteri; Cichliformes; Cichlidae.
AGACCAGGAAGCAGCUGCAAAGGUUUGCGCAUGCGCCAUACACUGUACCAAGUUAAAACGACGAAACAUCAGUAACGGUUGAAGAUGACGACCUCAUGGAGCGACCGUCUGCAGAACUUCGCUGCUCUUCCGGCCAACAUGGACGGCGUAGCCAUGAAGAAGUAUCGUCGUGAAGCUCACCACAGCUUUCCAAAGGAUCUGGCUCAAAACCAUCCUGCAAUGAGAGUGUUUGUUAAUCGAAGCCUGGCCAUGGAAAAGAUCAAGUGUUUUGGUUUUGAUAUGGAUUACACUCUUGCAGUGUAUAAAUCUCCUGAAUAUGAGUCCCUGGGCUUCGACUUGACAGUGGAGCGCCUGGUAUCCAUCGGAUAUCCACAGGAGCUGCUGAACUUUGUCUACGAUCCCUCCUUCCCCACCAGAGGUCUGGUGUUUGACACAAUGUAUGGGAACCUGCUCAAAGUCGAUGCCUAUGGAAACAUUCUGGUGUGUGUGCAUGGGUUCAACUUCCUGAAGGGGUAAGGUCCGUUACUCCCACUUUGCUUUGAACUGGGAAAUACAAACCUCUUUUAUAUCCAAUGAUUGCUGUUUAAUUUGAGCUUAUAUGAAACCUACCUGUUUGCCUGCCUGGUGGAUUUCUUCAAUAACUGCUCCAGAUACUCCAGCUGUGAGACUGGGUUCAAAGACGGGGACCUCUUCAUGUCCUACAAGAGCAUGUUCCAGGACGUCCGAGAUGCUGUGGACUGGGUCCACUUCAAGGGCUCCUUGAAAGAAAAAACAGUUGAAAACCUGGAGAAGUACGUGGUGAAGGACGCGAAGCUUCCUCUGCUCCUGAGUCGGAUGAAUGAAGUAUCCAAAGUGUUUUUGGUCACCAACAGUGAUUAUAAGUACACAGAGAAAAUUAUGACCUACCUGUUUGACCUUCCUCACGGUCCGAAGCCGGGCACGCCCCACCAGCCCUGGCAGUCCUACUUCGACCUGAUCCUGGUAGACGCCCGUAAGCCCGUCUUCUUCGGAGAAGGAACGGUGCUCCGACAAGUCGACACCAGCACAGGACGGCUGAAGAUCGGCACAUACACUGGACCUCUGCAGCACGGCAUCGUUUACUCUGGAGGUUCUUCGGACAUCGUCUGUGACCUGCUGGGUGCUAAAGGAAAGGACAUCGUCUACAUCGGAGACCACAUUUUUGGUGACAUUCUCAAAUCUAAGAAGCGUCAGGGUUGGAGGACGUUCCUGGUGAUUCCUGAGCUGGCCCAGGAGCUGCAUGUGUGGACCGACAAGAGCUGUGCGUCUGCGCCCACACCUGUGGAAACUACAUUCAAAUGAUUUGUCCUCAGGCACAUGGACAGCAGCAGCAACGAGAGGCCUGAUAUCAGCUCCCUGCAGAGACGCAUUAAGAAAGUGACUCAUGACAUGGACAUGUGUUACGGCAUGAUGGGAAGCCUGUUUCGGAGCGGAUCCCGGCAGACUCUGUUUGCCUCCCAGGUGAUGCGCUACGCUGACCUGUACGCGGCCUCCUUCAUCAACCUGCUCUACUACCCCUUCAGCUACCUGUUCAGAGCUGCACACGUGCUGAUGCCUCAUGAAUCCACAGUGGAACAUACACACGUCAACAUCAUGGACAUAGAGUCGCCGCUCGCCACGAGAAACCGCCACGAUGUCGACUUUAAGGAGCUCGAGUGCAAAAGACACCAGCUGACCCGAUCCAUCAGUGAGAUCCAGCCCCCGCAUUUCUUCCCUCAGGCCCCGCAGGAGAUUACCCACUGCCACGAUGAGGACGAUGACGAGGAAGAGGAGGAGUAGGGAGGGCCGUGAACCUUUCCCCAGAAGAGCCUGUUUAAAUGUUUACGUUUGUCUUUACUUUGAUUUGUAGCUGCAGCGAGUGAGCGCUCUCAGUCCGCGCUCUGCUUUUAACGGUUUAUACGUGCUCACGUUACGCAAUAUCACAUCAACAGUUGGUCUCACGUUUACGGGGUUGUGCCGAGAGUUUGUCCCACGCUGCAGUCACGGUGGAUUCUGCUGUGACGGCUGUGGGAGAGUAUCACACGUUGAUCAUUUCUGGGUUUGUUGUUGCUGAAUAUCACGGUCUUCCACUGAUGUUAACCUGUGACUAGUCUGAAAGGGCUCUCAUUGGUUCAGCUGUCAACGUGUUGCUGAUAUGCUGUUCCUGGGGUGGGCGGAGUUCAAAGUGCCUCAGUGUUGUUACUGUUCAGUACGCACGGUGACGCGUUUUUCUUUCGUCAUGUUUUUAUGCUGCUGCCUUGAUUUUAAAGAAACUACAAAUAUGUCCGACCAAUAAAGCUGCAGCGAGGGCCUUAAAGGUUGUAAUUUGGCUGCACACUGGAGUUUUCAGGGCAGCGUCCCUGCAUUGGUGCAGAUGUGCCAGAGGGAGCAAGACUGGCGCCGGCAAACAGGGCGAGUAAAGUAUCAGGGUAAGAAGUAAGAACGUAGAUCUGACCGCCAGGAGAGGGAGACAAACAGCAUGUUCAGGGUCGCCAGGCUGCUGCGACUGCUACUAACGAGCGACUGCAGUGAUUGUGCUGCUACAGGCUGAGACGGUUCUUCGUCCUGCGCUCUUCUCUUCUCCUUCCUGUCACAGUUUGAAGGUCCUGUGAGCUCAAAUCAAAGGAUGCUGUUUGAACCUGGAUGUGCCCGGGAGGACUUUUCAUAGGACGGACUCAUAAUCCAUGAAGCUGAAAGCAUGUUUUUAUGUUUUAUUCAAACGUCAUAUAUCAGCAGCAGAGAGUGCAAAUGCUUUUUUUAUUUUGAAAUAUGCUGGGGGGGGGUGAUAACAUGCAUUGUUCUGCAGCUGACACACUUUUUCAUGACUGCAAUAAAAUAUAUUACAUUGCUGC